AUGGCGUCACAGUUCUCCUUCUUCGACCCGAACGAGCCGAAGUGCCGGGCCAUCCUGCUGGACCCGCGGACCUCGGUGCCGGAGCUGUUCGCCGUGCUGCGCCAGUGGGUGCCCCAGGUCCAGCAGAACAUCAGCCUGAUCGGGAACGAGAUCCUGAAGCGCGGCUGUGGAGUGAACGACCGGGACAGCCUGACGGACAUGACCCUGCUCCAUUACACCUGCAAGGCAGGGGCGCCGGGAAUCGGUGAGUCCGGCCCGGCCGUUGGCACGCUGCGUUUCUGCGGCGGGACGGAGUUUGCCAGCGGGCAGUGGGCCGGGGUGGAGCUGGAUGACCCGGAAGGGAAGAAUGACGGCUCAGUUGGUGGGGUCCAGUACUUCAGCUGUCAGCCCAAACACGGGAUCUUUGCUCCCCUGUCGAAGAUCGGCAAGGCCUCAGAGCGCCGCAGGGCGACCCUCCGCAGCUCCACGCCUCUGCGGUCAGGGAGGCUGGACCUGUCGCACGGUCACUGUCGCCCUGCACUGGGUCCCACACUCCCCUGGGUCACUGUCGCCCUGCACUGGGUCCCACACACCCCUGGGUCACUGUCGCCCUGCACUGUGUCCCACACACCCCUGGGUCACUGUCGCCCUGCACGACCGCGUGGUUCAGCUGUUGAGCCACCGUUUCAGGCCUCUGUCUCUAAUCUCCCGUCACUGAGGCUCAGCGCUCUGUCCCCCAGGUCCCGGGCCCAGGACUCCGUCCGCGAGCAGCGUGGUGUCGGAGGAGCCGGAGGUGCAGCUGGGGGAGCGAGUGCUGGUGGUGGGGCAGAGGACCGGCGUGGUGCGCUUCUGUGGCAAGACCAGCUUCGCCCCGGGAUCCACGGCUCUCUGGACUCCCUGUCGGAGCUCUCGGCUGCUCGGCUCAACCACACCUUCCCAGGAAUGCGCCGGAGCCUGAGCACCUCGUCCGCCCUCACUGCCCAGAGGGAGGCCAGCCGCAGGAGCCCGGUCAGCAGGACCCGCCCGCCGGGCCUGCGGCGCAGCUGGAGCACCGCCAGCACUGGCAAGGCAGCCGGGGGCGCCGGCGCGGGGACCCCCGGCUCGGAUGGCGCCGUCAAGCUGCACCUGGGCAUGACGGUCCUCCUGACCAGCGCCAACGAGAUGGGCACCGUGCGCUACCUGGGGCCCGCGGACUUCGCCCCCGGGCUGUGGCUGGGCCUGGAGCUGCGCGCCCCCAAGGGCAAGAACGACGGCUCGGUGGGAGACCGGCGCUACUUCAGCUGCCGGCCCGGUCACGGAGUACUGGUGCGGCCCAGCCGGGUCACCUACAGGGGCAUCAACGGCGCCAAGCUUGUGGACGAGGGCAGCUAGAGAGGGUGGGGGAGAGGGGGGCAGGGCAGGGCAGGUGCAGGAGCAGACCACUUCCUGCCCUGUGCGUUGGGGGGGACACUCUCUGACGUGAUCUCGCAGCUCCGCUCUUUCCCACACUGCACUGCAGCGAUGCCAGCCUGAGGUCAGGUCAUUGGGCGCUCAGCCACAGACUAGGACACACCCCCACUGCGCGGGUCUGGGGGUUUCCUGCAGGUGGGCAGGUCAGUGCACAACUGCGUUGGUCUGGUCUUGGUCUGGGAGUGAGCAAAUUGGGUGGGUGGGGGGGCGGAUUCCAAUCCUGCCAGUGGGAUUGCACUGGACCUGUGACCGAAACCGUGUCGGUGGUGGUUUUUUUAUCUGGCUGCGGUGUUCCUGCUCUGGGCUCCCAGGUGUGAGCUUCCUUCCUCCCAGGCUGUUAACUGGGUUCAGCUGGCAGCCCCUGAACCAGCCUGGUGCCAGCCUGCUGCCUGGUCCGGGCAGAUUCCUUAAAUCGUGCCAGAGGGGCAGAGGAGGCUAUAUUCCGGACAGCACUGGGGGCUUCGUUAACAUUGUCAUUUAAAAUCAGUCGGAGCCUCCUGCAGCUCUGCAGUGGUUCUGGUGGGGGACAGCCAGUAGGGGGCGCCGUCUGGCCUGGGUCCGCAGUCCGUAGCACAGUGAGCUGGGCUCCUCCUGCCCCUCCUGCCCCUGUCCUCUGCGCCCUCGGUGACCCACUGGCAAGCCCUUCUUCCCAGUCUGAGCCCCGAUCGCCCUGGGGUUUGAGAGACACCCAGGCGCUUUGGGCCGGGGCCACUCUCGGCGCCCUGCCACUGAUCCGAAUGACCCCCCCACCUUCUGUCAUCGGGUUUCGAGCAAUUCAGUUGAAUGAAGCAAUUAAAGAUGCUGUCUGAACUGAGGCGCUGUUCAGAGCACAGAAACCAGCACAACUCGCCCAGGGCUUUCAGGGGGGCUUGUCCAGGGUCUGGCUGACCACACAGCUCUUCCCCGAGUCUUGAAGCACACAGCAGCCCUGCGCUGCCCACUGGGAGCCUUCUGCCUGCUUGAGGCUGUCCUGAUGGGAUACGAUAAGCCUUGCUGCUGUUGAGCCAACGGGUGUCCGUAUAUAAAUGUCUAGUACCUAAAUUCCCAAGUGCUUUCGUUUUCGGUGUGUUUGCUCAUCAGUGAGUCAGUGUUUGCAGUGUAUUUGCGAGUGGUGUUUCUCGCCGCCCUAGUGGACAUUAGAUGACUAGCGCUUUGACGCUGUAUGUACUGACGGACCUGCUGGAAGGCGAAGUGAGGAUCCAGCCCAGACCCUUCAGAUCCCCAUGGACUGGUGGUGUUGGUUCUGUCCACCCAGGUUCCGGUGCUGCUGACAGAUGAGCCCGUUGAUUGAGCUCUAAUGAAGAGGGGCUGGGCUGGCACCAUUCCUGGGGUGGGAGAGAUGAAGAAUCUGCAGUGGACCUUCACUCUGUGUUGUCAUAUCAACAUGUAAUGGAAAGCAGCGCCCCCCUGUGGUGACAGGCGCGGAGUUGAAAUCCCAUGACCAGACAAAUGAGUUGAGUGUGUGACAAUCGAGAGCAGAGCUAACGGCAAUACAGGGCCCCUCCAGGUCACUGUGGGGUGGGAGUGGCUGGAGCAAGCUCCUUGAUUGUUUAAUUGAUAUUGGAAGUGACAGAACAGCUGAAAUGAGCUGCGCUUGUCUUGGAGCUCUACAACGUAGUGAAGCAGAAGGGGCCGUGCACUGACUGGCCCGGAUGUGAGGGUCUUAGAUCUUUUGAAUAUUUUUUCAAAUGUGAGAAGGCAUUAUCUUGCAAUACUCCUGAAAGGAAAUGCAAUAAUUAGAAGUUUGAUUUUUUUUUUCCUGGAUCUUGGCCAGCCCUCCCGGUCUCUCCCAGUGCUGGUGUGGGGUGUGCGCCAGUUUGUCUGUGAGGCGGUCAGCCUGCUGCAGGUGCAGGACAGCGGAGACAGCCCAGCAGACAGACAG
Lepisosteus oculatus (spotted gar) is the source of this 3310-nucleotide messenger RNA. The record is from RefSeq and is a predicted model, not a curated record. Lineage: Eukaryota; Metazoa; Chordata; Actinopteri; Semionotiformes; Lepisosteidae.